Messenger RNA from Alternaria alternata, 834 nucleotides. Its product is annotated as NAD(P)-binding protein. The transcript is spliced from 3 exons. Lineage: Eukaryota; Fungi; Ascomycota; Dothideomycetes; Pleosporales; Pleosporaceae. The coding region runs from base 1 to 834 and encodes 277 amino acids. The record is from RefSeq and is a predicted model, not a curated record.
AUGCUUGAUCUCGAAUCAUUCGGCUUGUCCUCGCUGUUUUCUGUCGAGGGGAAGGUGUGUAGGUCGCAACGUAGAGCUACAGCUACUGAAAUUCUUAGACUACUACCUGGCGACGUCGGGUCUAAACAAAGAGUCGAUGAGCUGGUGAAUGGGCUACAAAAGCUUGAGGAUCACAUCGACGUGUUGAUCAAUUGCGCUGGAAUAAAUCGUCCUUGGAAAGCUGAAGCAUCAGAGUUUGAUGGUCGACACAACGAUCCUGACGCAGUCGAGAAGUUGUUGUGGCACGGCCUUGAUGAUGAAAAUUUCCAGUCGACCUAUUCAAUCAAUGUCAACGGCGUCUACUUUAUGAGCACGAGGAUGGUUCCCCUUUUACGCAAGUCACCAGCUCCGACGGUCAUCGUCAUUGCCUCUAUAGCAGGAAUGAUGCUACAACGGCUGCGACACUGCACUGUGCAAGUCUACUCGCCUCGCGAUUCACACCGUAAGUCCUUCAUUCUAGUGAUAGAGGCUUCAUGGACUGAUGGAUCUCUUAACAGCUUCAAAAUACGGGUCAACACGAUUCUCCCGGGUAUCUUCCCUUCCGAGAUGACUGGCGUCUCUGCGAAACCUGAUCUCAGCGAUCUGAUAGAGUCCAAUCCCCAAGCGGCAAAGGCAGUGGCACGAUGCCCGGCUGGGCGAGCGGGAGCAGAAACAGAGAUCGUUGGGCCUUGCCUCUUUUUGGCUUCAGCGGCAGGUGGUUACAUGAACAACGCGAGAAUUACCGUUGACGGGGGACGCCUGAUGGCGGCCGGAUCGAAUGACGGCGUUCGCAUGGAGGAUUGGACGUAUGUAUAG